UGUUUUUUUGCUUCAAUUUGGCCGGGCAAUUGACCCAGGCCCCGACAAAGUCACGCGUGCUGUUGCGUUGUUUAGAAUUUACGACAGUAUGGUGUGUGGUGUGAAAAUUGCACAACGGAUGUAGUAUCGCGUGUGUGUUGUGGAAGAGCCUUACUAUUUCAAAAAACGGGGUGAAGAAAAGUUUUUCUCCUGUGUGCGGUUCAGUGAACUGGCCAGCCACACUGGUUCAGAUGCCGAAAAACUGUGCAGCCGGGCUAAGAAACAACGGGUCAACGUGUUUCUGACCUGCAUCGAAGGAAAAGGAAGUGCUUAGUAUGUAAUGGGAAAUGGUACUGGAAUGUUCGUUACUGGGUGAUCGGUGAAAAUGGUGCAAUCAUACGAAAUAAGAAGCAGUGAUUCCCGCAAAGGAUCCGGAUUUGUGGACAGUUUCAAAGCGCUAUUUCGCAGGAAAACGCAACCGGAAUCCUUAAAAGUGCCUUCCAAAAGCGGUGGGAAAGCUCCCAUAGCAGAUCUUGAAUCAAGUGAACCGUCGUCUUUGGCGAGCCACGUUGUCGGCGAAGAAAACAACAAUGUUGGAGGAGUCCAUGGUGACAUCGUCAGUACACCUGGAUCAUCGACAGCCAUAGCAGCAGUGUCCAUACCGGUGGACACGAAUCGUUAUGAAAUUAGGAAACCGGUGAAAAGGAAAUCGUCCUACUCAAAAGGAACGACAUCAAGUGCUUCCGCCGUCAACAAUAGUGGUAGCAAAAGUAGCGGCAAACCGGUACGGAGGAAGUCAUUUGGCCGUCGAAUCAAUAACUUGUGGAGUAAUUUCGGGCUGCUAAAGAGCUCCGAGAAGAUUGUUGAGUUCGCUAACGGAUACGCCGCCUUCCAACAUGUUCGAGAUAACGUGGAAGACCUCAGCGAAAAGUCGGAAGCCAACGAGACAGAUUUGGUUUUCCUACAAGGCAUAUUGCAGAACCCAGCUGUUACGCAAAUGAUAAAGAUCCAGGACAAACUCGAAGACGUUGCACCACCGCUGAAGCCGAUCCGACUGUCCAACGUCCCGUUGCUGCGUGAAGUGGUCGACCGGUGCAGUUUGUCACGGAAUCCGCAUGCCCGUGAACUAGCGCGAAUAUUUCGCUAUCCGCACUUCCGGGCUCUGAUCGAGGCGCACGACGAGGUCGGCGAGACUGUCGUAGAGCGGUUGAAGAACCCCUCUCCAAGCAAAUCUUCGAACGGAGGAGUGGCACCGGAUUCUCCCGGCGGUGGAAGUUCCGAACUAGACGGAGGUUAUUCGCUGGCAACGGCAGCAACCGUAACGACGGCCGGAAACGGGAUGCCCGGGGAAACGAUCAAGAUGGUAGGCAUUCGGCGGAACCCCAAUGAACCCCUAGGGCUAACGGUGGAGGUCGACGAGCAUGAUCAGCUGGUGGUGGCCCGAAUUAUUGCUGGCGGGAUGAUCGAUCGGCAGGGUUUGCUGCACCCGGGUGACGUCAUACUGGAGGUGAACGGAGUCCAGGUGAACACACCGGAAGAUCUACAGACUGAAAUUUCCCGGGCCAAGGAAUCGGUCACGCUCAAGAUCGGUCCCAGCCUGGAGGAGGAGAUGAAAUCCGCUCGGAUCAUGAUGGGUGGUGGACAGGUAAAGAAAAAUAUUGACUCGGGGAAGAAACUGACGUGCUACAUGCGUGCCUUGUUCGACUACGACCCAGCGGAGGACAAUCUACUGCCGUGCCAAGAGCUUGGCCUUGCAUUCCAGCGUAGUGACAUUCUGCAGAUCAUCAACGUCAAAGAUCCCAACUGGUGGCAAGCGCGUCACGUGGGAGAAGACAACGCCAUCGGGUUGAUUCCCUCGCAAGAACUGGAGGAACGCCGUCAGGCGUACGUGCCUCCGGAAGCGGACUACGUUCACAAGAUUAGCAUAUGCGGUACCAGGAUUUCCAAGAAGAAGCGCAAAACAAUGUACAAAACCAAGCAGAACAAUGAAUUCGACAAGGCUGAUCUGAUGCUGUACGAAGAGGUCACCAAGAUGCCCCCGUUCAAGCGAAAAACUCUGGUGCUGAUCGGUGUGGCGGGCGUUGGCAGACGAACGCUGAAGAACCGUCUGAUCAACAGCGAUCCGGACAAGUUCGGUUCGGUGUUGCCUCACACAACUCGUCAGCCGAGACCUCUGGAGGAGAGUGGAAAAGCGUAUUGGUUUACGGAUCGGGAGACCAUGGAACAGGAGAUCAAGGAGAACAGGUUCCUCGAGUUCGGGGAACAUAAUGGGAAUUUGUACGGCACUCAUUUGGAUUCAGUUCGGGAUGUCAUUCGAUCAGGAAAAAUGUGCGUUCUGGAUUGUUCACCGACGGCGCUGAAAAUUCUACACAACAGUGCCGAGUUUAUGCCAUACGUAAUUUUCGUCGCAGCGCCCGGAAUGGAACAGUUGAAGCAGCUCUACUCGGAACGUAGAUCGGCGCACGGGUCGGUGAGGAGUUUAGCGUUCGACCGCCAAAGCUCCAUCCGGUACAGCUCCCGCCGAGCGAAGACACUCGAAUCCCUGGCAUCACUGUACGAGGAUGACGAUCUUAUUUCGGCCGUGGAGGAAAGUGCCCUGCUGCAGCGCAAGUAUGACAAAUAUCUGGACCAGGUCAUCGUCAACGAGGACUUCGAUGUCACAUUCCGGGCCGUGACCGACGCUCUGGAGGCCCUCAGUCACGAACACCAGUGGGUUCCGGUCAACUGGAUCUACUAAUUGGGACGGGUGUCGAUUGAAAAUGUGUUCAACUUUAAACCGAAACUGAGAACAGUUUUGAUAGUGUCGCUAGGAAGGCCAUAAUCACAUUGAAAGCAUUCACUUUUGUCAUCGUGUUCGAUGCGUAUGGAUAGUGUAUUAUCACCGAGAAAUUUGCAUGUCUAAAUGCGUUUAAAUUCCAUAUCCUCUCAUUCAAUCAAAUACGGUUUGUAGCUUAAGACUCGCCUCAACUUUAUUCAAGUGCAUUUUUGGUCAAAUCAACCAUAUAGUAGUAUAGCAUGAAUACCAGCUUGGCAAGCUCUAUCGCAUCGUACUAUCAUUAUUCGACCAAUAAAUCAAUAGGUAUUAUCGUCUAUUCGGUAGCAUAAGUCUGCCAAUAAAAGCGCCUUCGAAGGAUUUUAGAAUCUUUGCAUUUAGAAAGUAAAUAGAUAUUACACCGGUAGAGAGUUCACCGUUACGUGAAAACCAUUUCGUCCAUUAUGUUUAGUUAAUUCAAAAAGAGAAAGGAAUGUAUACCGUUUUGAUUCAUAUUACGGACACUUAAGGCCUCAGUGA
Messenger RNA from Aedes aegypti (yellow fever mosquito), 3271 nucleotides. It is a transcript of the gene vari, whose product is annotated as MAGUK p55 subfamily member 6. The transcript has 10 exons. NCBI's taxonomy places the organism in Eukaryota, Metazoa, Arthropoda, Insecta, Diptera, Culicidae. Gene Ontology annotation, molecular function: protein binding. Bases 365 to 2716 code for a protein of 783 amino acids. Gene Ontology annotation, cellular component: cell-cell junction; plasma membrane. The record is from RefSeq and is a predicted model, not a curated record.